AGCUUUCUGUUUACCCAGAUCUUGUGUACGUCACUGUAAACAAAGCAGUCUAUAAACAGUAUAAUAUAUAAUAUCUCUGAGUCACUGAUUUGCAUUCAUAUCUGUAACUACAUCACAAAAUACAAAUACAUUCAUGAAAAGCUCUUUUGUAAGUGAGACUGCUGCCUGUUUCCUCUAAGCGCAUGUGGUGUUCAAGCAUACUCCCUAAAACAGUGAGGAAUUAUGGGAGAGUUUGAAAUAACGCUGCUCAGCAUCUGUAUUCAUAUCUUAACUUUAGGCAUUGCAACGUCUGAAACAUGCACACCGGCUGAAUGCCUGAGUUGUAAUAGUAAUAUUUCAGAUUUCAAUGUGACUGUGACUGCAACUCCUAAUCCAGCUGAUAGAUGGAAUAAUGUAAAUGUGAAAUGCUUUCAUAACCUCACCAAUGCUAAUAUUUCGAUCGUGUGGAUUAAGAACAACAUUCCAAUAGAGGAAAAUAAUAACAAAACACUUCUGAUUCCAAGAAUUACAGAAGUGGUGAACGUCACCUGUCAGAUCAGCACCAUUUGUGGAAAUUUCUCUGAUACUGAAACAAUAACUCUAACAACUGAUAAUAGUACAGUGGUUAUAUUGGUUUGUGUUGCGGCAGCUUUUGGUCUCCUACUCAUUUUUGGAAUAGUCAUGAAGAUCACCCAGAGGAGUGGACAAGUUCGGAGAGAGGCCAGGAAGAGACAAAGAGAGCAGCAUAUUCAGAACAUCCACAGCACUGCCACAGUCACCACCAACUACUGGUGAAAGAAGACCACUGAAAACAUAUACAUAUAUACAGUAUAUUUCCUGUAAAAUUGCUUAUCUUUGUUAACUAGCUGUACCUGAGAUAUUCUGUCCAUUCAUGUGGCACCAUGUUCAAAAUUGUAUCAAUUAAAAUCUUUCAAACAGCACUAUGCUCCUGUAUUUAGAUCUAGAUUUUCAGAGAGUUUGUGUAGCUUGUCUAAGGCAUAAUGCGUUGGAUACAGAAGGUGCAAGGCAUCUCCAUGCCUGGUCUGACUUUGCAGCGUGGCUGGGAAGUUGCGACACAACUGCAGGAAAUAGACAUUUAAUAAAUGAACGGUUAGUCACCAUGGUUUCUACCUUGUCAUGAACAUUCAACAACCAUAAACUCUUUCACUAUUUCACUAAGAUUUUCCAAUAAAAUGCCUUGGUAUUAAAGGGGUGGUUCAAUGGUAUUUCAUGCAUUCUGACUUAUUAACACAGCUAUAGAGUUGUUUCCUCAUGCUAAACGUAGGCAAAGUGUCAAAAAACCAAUUACAGGCGUGUUACAGAGUAUUUCUGUGCCGAAUGGACUUCGCCAGGUUCUUACAAGUUUCUGAAAGUUUUUUUCGAUUACGGGUCCAGCCGACGUUUCAGGGGUUUCUAUACGUAUCACUUAUUUU
Messenger RNA from Misgurnus anguillicaudatus (oriental weatherfish), 1412 nucleotides. RefSeq lists its product as uncharacterized. Lineage: Eukaryota; Metazoa; Chordata; Actinopteri; Cypriniformes; Cobitidae. The record is from RefSeq and is a predicted model, not a curated record.